CCGCUCCCAUUGGCCCCGCGACCUCCGCCCCCGGGCGCGGGGGUGACCUUUGACCCGGGCGGCUCCCGCGGCGGCAGCUCCCGCUGCCCGCCAUGGAGGAGGAGGAGGACGCCAACAGCACCAGCCUGGAGGCUGUGCCAGCAGCGGGUGGAACCCAAAUUCUGCAGUUCAUAGAGGACAGGAUCCAGAGCACUAUGCUGACGGGGAUGGCAAUUGGAGCUGCAGUUGCGUUACUGCUGAUAGCAAUUGUUGUGUUUGUCGUUUACAGAAGAGUGAAACAGUCUAAACAACUCCAGCCCCACGUCCCUCAGUACCGGUUUCGCAAACGAGACAAAGUGAUGUUCUACGGGCGGAAGAUCAUGAGAAAGGUUAGAACGCUUCCAAACUCCCUGGUGGGGAACACCGUGCCUCGCCAAAGGAUGCGGAAGCGGACAAAGGUUUUAUCUUUGGCUAAAAGGAUUCUGCGUAUCAAGAAGGAGAGUCCGACCCUGCAGCCCAAGGAACCGCCUCCCUCUUUGCUAGAGGCUGACCUGGCUGAAUUUGAUGCAAAGAAUUCCCAUUUGCCAGCAGAAGUCCUGUACAUGCUUAAAAACGUUAGGGUCCUUGGCCACUUUGAGAAACCUCUGUUCCUGGAGCUGUGCAAGCACAUGUUCUACGUGCAGUUGCACGAAGGUGAAUACAUCUUCCGCCCGGGGCAGCCGGAUAACAGCAUCUACGUCGUGCAGGAGGGCAGGCUGGAAGUUUGCAUUCAAGAAAGUGAUGGGACAGAAGUGGUGGUGAAGGAGGUGCUGGCAGGAGACAACGUCCACAGCCUUCUCAGCAUUCUCGAUGUCAUCACGGGUCACCCUGCUCCCUAUAAAACGGUGGCAGCCCGAGCGGCCGUUCCCUCCACUAUAUUGCAGCUGCCAGCAAGUGCCUUUCAAGACGUCUUCCAGAAAUACCCCGAAACUCUUGUUAGAGUGGUACAGAUCAUCAUGGUGAGGCUGCAGAGGGUGACGUUCCUCGCGUUGCACAACUACCUGGGUCUGACGCCCGAGCUCUUCAACUGUCACAGCCAAGCCAUCCCCCUCACCUCGGUGGCCAGUGUCACCUCUGGAGUGGGUUCCAGCAGAGCAGUGAAAAGACAAGCGUCCAAUAUGUCGGAGGAGGAUCGCGCAGAAAAGUCUGAAAAGGCUGGGGAAGCACCAGAAAUAGACAUGUUGAAGGUUUCUGGUACAGAAAACUCUGAGCAUGUUUUGAGAAGAAGCCUUUCUUCACCUGCCUGGGCAGGGUCUGCAGAGACUUCUAGUAACUCCAGCAGCACAAAGUCAGAGGUGGGGACGGCGUACGGGAGGAACCGGGUGCACUUUGCCUCCGAGGACAUGGCCAGCGCUCCCGUGGUGGGCAAGUCCAUACUGAAGAAGACUGUGACGGUGACAGAGACUCCUUCAGCAGUUUUCCAUUACAGCGACGCGCAGGACUCCUGCAACAGCAAACACAGUGAGGCCAUCAUCGAAGCAGCAAAGAAAGACCUUUCAACCCUGAUGAAACUUGAUGAUCCUUCGCUGUUGGAUGGCAAAGUGACACUGCACCAGGUGACUGCUGGGACGGUGCUGUCGCGGCAGGGGGAUCAGGAUGUUAAUGUCUGCUUUGUGGUCUCGGGGGUGCUUCACGUGUACCAGCAGAAGAUAGACUCGGAGGAGGACACCUGCCUCUUCAUCACCCACCCCGGGGAGCUCGUGGGGCAGCUCGCCGUCCUCACCGGGGAACCCCUCAUCUUCACCAUCAAGGCCAAUCGAGACUGCAGCUUCCUCUCCAUCUCCAAGUCCCACUUCUACGAGAUAAUGCGGGAGCAGCCAAGCGUGGUUCUCGGCGUGGCCCACACUGUGGUGAAGAGGAUGUCCCCGUUUGUUAGGCAAAUGGACUUUGCCCUGGACUGGAUGGAGGUUGAGGCUGGACGAGCUGUUUACAGGCAGGGCGACAAGUCAGACUGCACCUACAUCGUGCUGAACGGGCGGCUCCGCUCGGUCAUUCGGAUGGACAAUGGGAAAAAGCACCUGACGGGUGAAUAUGGACGAGGAGACUUAAUUGGAGUGGUGGAGGCGUUGACCCACCAGCCUCGAGCCACAACAGUCCACGCGGUCCGAGAUUCAGAACUUGCCAAGCUCCCGGAGGGAGCACUGACAUCCAUCAAACGCAAAUUCCCCCAGGUUGUGACUAGACUUAUUCACUUGCUGGGCGAGAAGAUUCUUGGCAGCCUUCAGCAGGGAGGUCACCCCCUGGGAUUGCACAGCUCCAGCAGCAAGUGGGAUGCGGGGAAUCCUGCCAGCAAUCUCUCCACGGUGGCCAUCAUGCCGGCCUCCGAAGAGGUGCCGCUCACGGCUUUCACUCUGGAGCUCAAGCAUGCCCUCUCUGCCGUGGGUCCCACUCUGCUGCUCACCAGCGACAACAUCAAACAGCGACUGGGCUUCGCCGCGCUCGAUAGCACCCACGAGUACCGACUAACCAGCUGGCUGGGCCAGCAGGAGGACAUCCACCGCAUCGUGCUGUACCAGGCAGACAGCACCCUCACCCCCUGGACCCAGCGCUGCAUCCGGCAGGCGGACUGCAUCCUCAUCGUGGGGCUGGGGGAGCAGGAGCCCACCGUUGGGGAGCUGGAGAGGAUGCUGGAGAACACAGCGGUCCGAGCCCAGAAGCAGCUUAUCCUGCUCCAUAAGGAGGAUGGGCCUCUCCCUUCCCGAACCGUGGAAUGGCUCAACAUGCGGAGCUGGUGUUCUGCCCAUCUUCACCUCCGCUGCCCCCGCAGAGUCUUCUCCAAAAGAAGCCUGCCCAAGCUGAUCGAGAUGUACGAACGCGUCUUCCAGAAGGCCCCGGACCGUCACUCCGACUUUUCUCGCCUGGCCCGUGUCCUGACUGGGAACGCCAUCGCGCUGGUGCUGGGGGGCGGAGGAGCCAGGGGAUGCUCCCAGGUGGGAAUUAUCAGGGCGCUGAUGGAAGCUGGCAUCCCCGUGGACAUGAUUGGAGGAACGUCCAUCGGCGCUUUCAUGAGCGCCCUGUACGCCGAGGAGCGCAGCUACAACCAGAUGCGGAUCAAGGCCAGGCAGUGGGCCAUGGUUAUGAACUCGGUGUUUAAGACUUUUCUAGACUUGACAUAUCCAAUAACAUCCAUGUUUUCUGGAGCAGCUUUUAACAGCAGCAUCAACAACAUCUUCAAAGAUAAGCAGAUCGAGGAUCUGUGGAUUCCUUACUUCACUAUCACAACCGACAUCACUGCCUCAGCGAUGAGGGUCCACACGGACGGCUCUCUCUGGAGGUACGUCCGCGCCAGCAUGUCCCUCUCCGGGUACAUGCCUCCCCUCUGUGACCCCAAGGAUGGGCACCUCUUGAUGGACGGGGGUUACAUCAACAACCUGCCGGCUGAUGUUGUGAGGUCCAUGGGCGCAAAGGUGGUGAUCGCGAUCGACGUGGGGAGCCGGGAUGAAACAGACCUCACCAACUACGGUGACUGUUUGUCGGGCUGGUGGCUGCUCUGGAAGAGGUGGAAUCCCCUGGCCGAGAAAGUCAAGGUGCUGAACAUGGCCGAGAUCCAGACGCGGCUGGCGUACGUGUGCUGCGUGAGGCAGCUGGAGAUGGUGAAGAACAGCGACUACUGCGAGUACAUCCGGCCACCCAUCGACCGCUACGGGACCCUCGACUUCGGGAAAUUCGAUGAAAUCUGUGAGGUGGGAUAUCAGCACGGGAAAACAGUGUUUAACGUCUGGUGCAGGAGUGGAGUCCUUGACAAUAUGCUGAAAGACCGGCAGGAGCCUUGCAAAUCCAAAACUGAUAACGUGACCUGUCCCACCACCUCUUUUACGGACCUGGCAGAAAUUGUGUCCAGGAUCGAGCCCGUGAAAGCCCCCGUGGCUGAUGAUGAGUCAGACUACCAGACUGAGUACGAGGAAGAAGUUCUGGACAACCAGAAGGAUGAUUAUGUUGAUUUCAUGAGCAACCAGGCUGAAGAAGACUCCGACUCGGAUGAAGACAUGCAGAUAAGGCAGCGCAGGAAUGUCCCCAGUGUGGGCAGCCAGGCCAGCAGCACGGGAGAGCCGAGCUAGUGCUCAGAGGAGUCCGACCUUGCUGAGAUCUGUAACCAUCAGUACUGACAGCAGCCGUAUUUAUAAAACAUUUUUAAAAAAAAAAGGUAAAACAACAUCCAGUUGAAAUUAAGCAAGCUUUCGUCCUUCUCCGGACAGGGUAGGGGGCAUUCAGCUGCCAGCACUAAGCACAGGUAUCUACAUCGUGUCCAAGUCCCCCUGGACCUCCCGUGAAGGGUGGCUGAUGGGCCCCACACACUCCGUAGAGGUGCCAGUAUGAGCGGCCGGUUAUUUAUCCCUCUGGGACUGGCAGAGGGCAAUCGUGCUGGGAACGUGCAGGUAAAUGCUGCCUUGAUUGUUGCUGCUGUACGUUCCGGUCGCUGUUUUUCCUGCGAAGGCCCUUUCCGUGUGCUGAGCGGGCUCCGAGCGGCAGCACCGGAGAGAGGGAGGGUUUUGGCCGCAGCGUUGCUUUCUUUUCAUAUGAAUCAGGUAACUGCGUAAUUAACUCCUCAGCGACUUUGAACCAUGUACUUGUGAGCAGUGCUCUGACAGGAGCGAGUCUUGAAUGUAUUCCACUUGAAAUCUAAACCUAAGAAAUCAAUUAAUGUGAGCGCUAGCUAUAGAACCUGUAUCCUCAAGCCACCAGCAGAACAUUUACUGACGGAUCAUGGAGCUGACACUUGCUGGGCAACUCUGGAAUCACUAUUUGGUUGUAUUUGCCCUGUGAAAUAAAGUCCUUUUUGCUGGAUUGAAA
This is a messenger RNA of Calidris pugnax (ruff), 4809 nucleotides long. RefSeq names its product patatin like phospholipase domain containing 7 (gene PNPLA7). The record is from RefSeq and is a predicted model, not a curated record. The transcript has 36 exons. Gene Ontology annotation, cellular component: endoplasmic reticulum. Gene Ontology annotation, biological process: lipid metabolic process. Gene Ontology annotation, molecular function: phosphatidylcholine lysophospholipase A1 activity. Lineage: Eukaryota; Metazoa; Chordata; Aves; Charadriiformes; Scolopacidae. The coding region runs from base 93 to 4076 and encodes 1327 amino acids.